Molecule: messenger RNA, 729 nt
Organism: Physella acuta
Lineage: Eukaryota; Metazoa; Mollusca; Gastropoda; Physidae
Product: snaclec 3
Cellular component (GO): plasma membrane
Source: RefSeq, a predicted model, not a curated record
AUGACGUCACACUGUAGUGGGGAGAGGCAGAGGUUCAUCUGGUACGGCGCCAACACCAUCGAGAGAGCCGACACCUGGAAAUGGCCAGACGGCACCCCGGUUCCAGACACCUUGUCCCAACUGGUCAUAGGCCCAGACCAGUACUGGGCCAAAAAGAACUGCUCGCUGAUGGACACAACAGGAAACAUUUUCCAGAUCGACUGCACGGAAAAACUCAGCUUCAUCUGUUUAGAAAAUGUAAAGAACCUGUACCGCUGCAACAGCUGGACAGGGUCUGUUAUCCAGCACGGCUUAUGUUUCAAGAUCUUCACGAUCGAAAAAUCAUGGGAGGAUGCUAAGAGAUUCUGUGAACUGGAGUCGAGUGAUGUUGUUCUAGCAGAAAUGAACACCGAAAUCUUCCCCCAUUAUCUGAUGCCGUCAAAUAUGGGAGAGAACUUAGAAUGCUGGAUUGGCGCCAGAAAGACAGACAACAAGGCCAACUUGACGUGGGACGACGGCAGGACGGCCAACAUCGACCAGAUGUGGAUUGGUCGCAACAACUGCGUGGUGCUCGCUGCGGACGGCAAGCUUGAAGAAAACGACUGUAGCCACGCGAAUGAGUUCGUCUGUAUGAUCACACCACAGAACGAUACAGGUUGUGGCCGCUGGGAGGGUUACACGUCAAUAGAGAACACCUGUUUCAAACACUACGCAGAUAAGAAAAGAUGGGCAGACGCGUUGCAUGAGUAA